Messenger RNA from Cucurbita maxima (winter squash), 2646 nucleotides. RefSeq names its product probable protein phosphatase 2C 50. Gene Ontology annotation, biological process: protein dephosphorylation. Lineage: Eukaryota; Viridiplantae; Streptophyta; Magnoliopsida; Cucurbitales; Cucurbitaceae. Gene Ontology annotation, molecular function: cation binding; protein serine/threonine phosphatase activity. The record is from RefSeq and is a predicted model, not a curated record. The transcript is spliced from 4 exons. Bases 850 to 2421 code for a protein of 523 amino acids.
UCUUCCGUAGCAGACAGCUUUCAGCGAUGCAACAUAAUUACUUCUAAACUCUAUACGUGUCCAUUCAAAUUUUUAGACCCUUUUUUUUUCCAAUUAAAAAUAUAUUUUCUUUCGGGGAUAAAAUUAAAUUCAAAGAAAACAUAGCCGUCUGGAUUCUGCUCCGAGUUCAUUUUUUUUUCUUUCAUAAACGUUCAUCUGGUGAGAUGUGUUCAUUUUGUUCUUCUUAUUCUUCUCUCUAAUGUUAUUCCCUAAUUUCUUGCCCUUUUUGAGCAAAUGGGGUCUUUAAACCUCUGAUUUUAGUUUAUUUCCAUGUGGGUUUUCGUUGUUUUGGAUCGGAUUUUGAUGGGUUGCGUUGGAUCCAUGAAACUCCCAAGUUUUAUGUGGAAAAAGAGGCGAAACCUUUUGGGGAUUUCUUGUGAUUUCGCUUUAUUUUAGAUCCCUCCACCUGUCUCCUUCGAGGGUUUUGUUCUUCUUUAUUGGAUAAAGGUUAGAGAUCCUUGUUUUCUCAUGUUUCUGUGUAUAUAAGAGCUGAUAGUGGAGAAAAGAUUGUUGAUAGUUUGGAGUUCUUAUCAGAGAGGGAAGAAUUUGAUGGAAUUCCUUCUCGAAAUCAUUGCAAGGUUAGAUCCACUGUUCUUGAAUAGAUCUAAGGAUUUGGAAUCUGAUUUCUUCUGCUUGUUUUUGAGCUUACUCUGUUGAGAAUCUGUGAUUUGAUUGUGAACUUUUUCAUUGAAAAGCUUUGUGGAUUUGUGGAUUUGUGCUAAAGCAGCUUAGUUUUUCUCUAGUUGAUUGCCAAAUGAUGAGGUUGUAGAGAUUUAGGAAGAUAGCUAAUUAUCUGUAGGAUUUGUAAGAAUGAUGGAAGAGAUGUCUCCUGCUGUUUCUUUGACACUUGGUUUGGGCAAUUCAAAGUCUGAUAGUUCAGAAAGUCCUGGUCAUGUCAAAUACGCAUGCCUAAAGUUGGUGACUGACACGGUAGGUUCGAACGGUAAUGGUAGCUUCCAUGAUUUUAAUGGUAUAGUUGAUGGCUUAACCGUGUCGCGCCCAACGGACAAUGGUCAAGGUAUAAACACGUUUUGGGGGUUGUUACCGAAGAACGGCACGAAUUUGAGUGUAGAUAAGAAAGAUGCAUUGUUAUCUACUCUGGAUUACCCUGAUGAAAUGAUAGAUGAUGGAUUGUUUGGUAUUAAUGGUGGUGUCAAAAUUGGAGAUGUUAGUAAUGGUCAUAUUGUUGCUAAGGCUAUCAUCUUGGUGGAAUCAGGGAAUAUCCCUACCAAUGAACUUAUUGUAGCGACAGUAAGCCCGGAUUUAGAAGUAUCUGCCUCGCCGGAGCUGCACACCGCCCCUGCAGUAGUUUUUGAAUCAAAAGGGGGAGAUAGCGUUCAUAAAGGCAUUCGUAGCAUCUUCGAACGUGAUUGUAUUCCGCUUUGGGGGUCGGUAUCGAUUUGUGGUAGAAGACCAGAAAUGGAAGAUGCAAUUUCUUCUGUUCCUUGUUUUGCAAAGAUUCCUAUCAAAAUGCUUGUAGGGAAUGAUUUGGUGAAUGGAAUUGGUCAAAGUUUAACACAUAUCAACAGCCAUUUUUUUGGUGUUUAUGAUGGACAUGGGGGCCCUCAGGUUGCUGAUUAUUGUCGGGAGCGGAUACACGUGGCGUUAGCUGAAGAGAUGAGAGAUUUUAAACAAGAUUUAAAUAAUGGAAGCAAUGGAGAGAAUUGGCAGCAGGGUUGGGAGAGAACCUUUAACAAUUGCUUUCUUAGAGUUGAUGAUGAAAUAGAAGGAAAAGUUGGUAGAACGGUCGGUGGUAGCGGUAGCGGUGGAGAUGUUUUCGAUACAAGCUUUGAGCCGGUUGCCCCGGAAACUGUUGGCUCGACUGCUGUUGUUGCGUUGGUCUGUUCAUCACACAUCAUUGUUGCGAACUGUGGUGAUUCAAGAGCAGUCCUAUGCCGUGGUAAAGAACCCGUGGCUUUAUCGGUCGAUCAUAAACCAAAUCGGGAAGACGAGUACGCUCGGAUUGAAUCGUGUGGAGGCAAGGUCAUUCAAUGGAACGGACAUCGUGUGUUUGGAGUUCUUGCAAUGUCUAGAUCGAUUGGUGAUAGAUAUUUGAAGCCAUGGAUUAUUCCUGAUCCGGAAGUUAUGUGCUUUGCUCGUGCGAAAGAAGACGAGUGUCUUAUUUUAGCGAGCGACGGACUGUGGGAUGUGAUGACAAAUGACGAAGUGUGUGAAGUAGCUCGGAGGCGGAUUCUGCUUUGGCACAAGAAACACGGGGCGUCGGCUUCGUGUCUCGGCAAUCGGGGCACGGGAGUUGACCCAGCUGCACAAGCUGCUGCAGAUUACCUCUCCAUGCUUGCUCUCCAAAAGGGAAGCAAAGACAACAUCUCUGUGAUUGUAGUGGACUUGAAAGCUCAAAGGAAGUUCAAGACCAAAUCUUAAACGUACCCUUUCGAGUUCAUAGCUCCUCGAGCAACACGGUACGGUAUGGUACGUUUUUGCAGUUUACAACUCGUUCUAAUGAGUUCGAAAAUAUAGAAAACAGUUUAUGUAUCAUAGAAUAUUCCUCAUGGAAAUUCAGCAGAAAAGAAAGAAAGAAAGAAACAGCAUCCAUCUGUAAUGAAGUAGUUAUAAUCUAUGCUUCUUUGGUUUCUUUCCUCGUGGAAA